Molecule: messenger RNA, 1416 nt
Organism: Peniophora sp. CBMAI 1063
Lineage: Eukaryota; Fungi; Basidiomycota; Agaricomycetes; Russulales; Peniophoraceae
Source: the annotation of a GenBank genome assembly
AUGCAGGGCGCGCUCAGCAAAAUUCGGGGAGAAUGCGACUCCGUCAUCGCACAAGACAACUUCUCGAUGGCAUACCUCGAAACACGUCUUGCGACGAUUGACAAGACCGCGCGGAAGUCGUCCAAUACUUCUGCAGUACCCGAGCCCGCCGAAGUCGCGCUACCCGCUACGACUGCCCCCGCUCGCACGCAACCUAAAUCGAAUUACUGCUGCGAAAAUUGUGACCGGACAUCGCAUCCGACGCAGUUCUGCGUGAGGAAGGGUGGAGGAUAUGACGGAUGGUCCGUUCAAGUUGCGCGCGAUGCACAGGCAGCUUGGGAGCAAGGGAAACCGGUGCCGCCGCGUCCUGCAAAGAAGAAGGAGCAGGCGACCGGAGGAGCUCAGGCGCACGUCGCCAGCCAACCACAAUACCCACCGCAUAUGCCGCCGCCAUUCAUGCACCCGCAGUACGGGUACCCGCAGUAUCCUACAUAUGCGCAGUUCGCAUCGCCGACGUCUCCGGUACCACCCACACCGCCCGCACAGCAUUAUCAUCCCGCCGCGUUCGCUGCUUAUCAACAGCACUAUCCUGUCCCGCCGCCACAAACUCCGAUGGGAGCGCAAAAUUAUACGGGAACGGGCUAUUCAAUGCCUCCGCCGGGUUUACUCACGGAUGCACCACCGCCGCCCGGGUCAUACUGGCCGCACGCGAGUUUUAUCGCAGCUGGAGCGCCGGUUAUCCCAUUACAGCCGCCUUGCAUUGAGACGGACAAGUCGUUCGCGUUGUUCCAUGAAUGCCCAUAUGCGCGUGUCGAUUGGCGUAACUUUACCCGGAUCCCAGAUGCCGUGCAGGCAUACGCGGCGCCAGUCUCGACCACUGGGUCUCGUUUGCCAUUGUCGUUGGCCGACAAUCCAUUCUUCUUGGACUCUGGUGCUACUGCACAUAUCAGUCCCGAACGCAGCGACUUCAUCGAGUUGGCCGCGAUUACACCUCGCCCAGUCGCAGGAGUAGGAGGCUCAGUCAUCAUGGCCACCGGCAUGGGUACCAUACGCCUCAACAUUACACGAGGUCAUCAACUCGUCCUGCACAAUGUUCUCUUCGUUCCGUCAGCAUCAGUCCACCUCAUCUCCGUUCUCGCCCUAGGUGUCCAUAGCAACUUCACAGCGCACUUCAACAAGUUAACGUGCUGGAUCACCGACCACUCUCAACGCCUCAUAGUCUCCGGCACGCUCUUCCGCAACCAGCUUUACGCCUUACGCCUUGCACCAUCAGUCACGACCGUUCACGCAUUGCCUGUCCGUACCCGCUCGCCCGAUAUUGAGACCUGGCACGGUCGAUUCAGUCAUGGCGCACCACAUCGCACCGUUGUCGAAGCUGCUCGUUGUCGCACCCUACUAGGGAAAGCAGACUCAUGCAUCAUUCCCGAAGACGCAUGA